Sceloporus undulatus (fence lizard) is the source of this 9046-nucleotide messenger RNA. It is a transcript of the gene SDK2, whose product is annotated as sidekick cell adhesion molecule 2. The transcript has 45 exons. The record is from RefSeq and is a predicted model, not a curated record. NCBI's taxonomy places the organism in Eukaryota, Metazoa, Chordata, Lepidosauria, Squamata, Phrynosomatidae. Bases 612 to 7154 code for a protein of 2180 amino acids. Gene Ontology annotation, molecular function: protein binding.
AGAGCCACGGAGGCACCGCCGCGCACCCUGUUGAGCCUCCCCUUCCCAACCCGAGCCAGAGGAAGACGCCCAGGGGCUGCCGGAAACUCUGCCCUCCAGACCCACAACAGAGAGAAAGCCUGUUGAGUCUCCGGGUUGUUGUCGCUGCUGCUGCUGCUGCUUCUGCCUCCCGAUCCAAAGGGAGAAGGAUUGUGCUCCGCUCUGCGAGGCGGCAGAUUUCCUGACAAUCUCCUGCCUUCCAGACCCGCAACCACACCGUCUCUCUCUCUCUCUCUCUCUCUCUCUCUCUCUCUCACACACACACACCCCUCGGAGGAUGCCCUGGAGGGCUGGCUGGGCAUCGGCCUCGGCCCUCCCUCUUCCCUCCUUGUUGGACUUUGUGGCCGAUCCCCUCUGAAGAAGGUCCGAGCCGACCCUGCGGAGGGAGGACGAAGCGGCUGCUUCACCCAAAAAAACUCUGCUGAAAAGGUGGCCCAAAAGGAAGGGGGGGGGAGAAGAAUUAAGCAUCUUCCGGACUCUUCCUCGGAAACCAGAGAAAAGGAAAGAAAGGGAUCUAUUCUCAAAUCAAUCCCAAACUCUCGAAGUUCUCCUCCAUCCUUCGCCGAGGAAGCAUGGCAGGAGCGGGCAACUCCUGGGAGCUCCUCUGCUGCGCGAUCGUCGCCUUUGUGGGCAUCCCCGGCGCCGGGGCUCAAGAUGAUGUUUCCCCAUAUUUCAAGACGGAGCCGGUGCGCACCCAAGUCCAUCUGGAGGGGAACCGCUUGGUCCUGACCUGCAUGGCAGAAGGCAGCUGGCCCCUAGAGUUCAAGUGGCUGCAUGACAACAAAGAGCUGACUAAGUUCUCUCUGGAAUACAGGUACAUGAUCACAUCCUUGGACCGUACCCAUGCCGGCUUCUACCGUUGUAUUGUGCGCAAUCGCAUGGGAGCCCUGUUGCAAAGGCAGACUGAAGUCCAGGUGGCAUACAUGGGAAGCUUUGAAGGAACUGAAAAGCAGCAGAGUGUCUCACAUGGUGAAGCUGCCGUCAUCCGCGCCCCCCGCAUCGCCAGCUUCCCUCGGCCACAGGUCACUUGGUUCCGUGAUGGACGCAAAAUCCCUCCCAGCAGCCGCAUAGCCAUUACCCUGGAGAACACUCUUGUGAUCCUGUCAACAGUGGCCCCUGAUGCUGGAAGGUACUACGUGCAGGCCGUGAAUGACAAGAAUGGGGACAAUAAAACCAGCCAACCUAUCACACUCACUGUGGAGAAUGUCGGUGGCCCAGCUGAUCCCAUUGCACCAACCAUCAUUAUCCCACCACGCAACACCAGUGUGGUGUCUGGCACUUCAGAAGUGACCCUUGAGUGUGUCGCCAAUGCAAGGCCCCUCAUCAAGCUGCACAUCAUCUGGAAGAAAGGUGGGGUUCCAGUGUCCUUGGGCAUCAGCGACUACAACCGGCGCCUGACCAUUCUCAACCCCUCACUGAGUGACAGUGGCUACUAUGAGUGUGAGGCAGUGCUGCGCAGUAGCAGUGUCCCUUCUGUGGUUCGAGGAGCCUACCUCUCUGUGCUGGAGCCACCCCAGUUCACUAAGGAACCAGAGAGACACAUCACAGCUGAGAUGGAGAAGGUGGUACAGAUUCCAUGCCAGGCCAAAGGUGUGCCUCCUCCCCGGAUGUUCUGGUACAAGGAUGCAGUGCUACUUGGUGUGGAGAAGCUUGCUCGUUUCCAGCUCCUUGCCAAUGGGAGCCUACAGAUCAGUGGAUUAGUGCCAGAUGACACGGGCAUGUUCCAGUGUUUUGCCCGCAAUGCUGCUGGCGAGGUGCAGUCCUCCACAUACCUGGCUGUAACCAGCAUUGCCCCCAACAUAACCAAAGGACCUAUGGACAGUACAGUGAUUGAUGGAAUGGCAGUAGUGCUCAGCUGUGAGACUUCGGGGGCUCCCAGGCCAGCUAUCACCUGGCAGAAAGGUAAUGGUGAACGAAUCCUGGCCAGUGGUUCAGUGCAACUUCCUCGUUUUACACUGCUGGAGUCAGGAAGCCUCCUGAUCAGCCCAGCACGGAUCUCGGAUGCAGGAAGCUACACUUGCCUGGCCACCAACUCACGUGGAGUUGAUGAGGCAUCUGCUGAGCUUGUUGUCUGGGCCCGGACUCGCAUCACCAACCCACCUCAGGACCAAAGUGUUAUCAAAGGCACCAAGGCUUCCAUGACUUGUGGAGUAACCCACGACCCCAGUGUAAUUGUUCGGUACAUGUGGGAAAAGGAUGGUGCAGCUUUGAAUGUAGAGAAUGUGCCACGUCUGCGGCUGGACACAACAGGCACUUUACAUAUUGCUCAGACCUGGUCAGGUGAUAUUGGCACCUACACCUGUCGGGUAGUGUCUGCAGGAGGCAAUGAUUCUCGCAGUGCUCAUCUGCGAGUCCGGCAGCUCCCCCAUGCACCAGAAAACCCAAUUGCCAUGUUGAGUGCUGUGGAGAAACGUGCCAUCAACUUGACGUGGACCAAACCCUUUGAUGGGAAUAGCCCACUGCUGCGGUACAUCCUUGAGGUCUCCGAGAAUAAUGCUCCCUGGACAGUGCUCAUGGCCAGUGUGGACCCUGAAGUUACCUCAGUGCUGAUAAGAGGAUUGGUUCCUGCCCGCUCAUACCAGUUCCGACUCUGUGCAGUCAAUGAUGUGGGCAAAGGCCAGUUCAGCAAGGACACUGAGAGGGUGUCCCUCCCUGAAGAACCCCCUACAGCACCCCCACAGAAUGUCAUUGCCAGUGGCCGCACUAACCAGUCCAUCAUGAUACAGUGGCAACCACCACCUGAAAAUCACCAGAAUGGGAUCCUAAAAGGCUACAUAAUCAGAUUUUGCCUGGCUGGUCUGCCUGUUGGCUAUCAGUUCAGAAACAUCACUAAUGCCGAUGUCAACAACCUGCUGCUUGAGGAUCUGAUAAUCUGGACCAACUACGAGAUUGAGGUGGCUGCAUACAACAGUGCUGGCUUGGGUGUCUACAGUUCCAGAGUCACUGAAUGGACUCUCCAAGGCGUUCCCACCGUGUCCCCUGGUAAUGUGCAGGCUGAGGCCACCAACUCCACCACCAUUCGCUUCACCUGGAACCCUCCCAGUCCCCAGUUCGUCAAUGGGAUCAACCAAGGCUACAAGCUGAUUGCCUGGGAACCAUCACAAGAAGAAGACAUGACUGUGAUGACAGUGCGGCCUAAUUUCCAAGAUAAUAUCCAUGUGGGUUACAUCUCAGGCCUCAAGAAGUUCACAGAAUAUUUCACAUCAGUGCUGUGCUUCACCACACCAGGCGACGGACCCCGCAGCCCACCGCAGCUGGUGCGCACCCAUGAGGACGUUCCUGGUCCAGUGGGACACCUCAGCUUCAACGAGAUCCUAGACACAUCUCUGAAGGUCAGCUGGCAAGAGCCCGUGGAAAAGAAUGGCAUCCUGACAGGCUACCGAAUCUCGUGGGAGGAAUACAACCGUACUAACACACGUGUGACGCACUACCUGCCCAAUGUCACCCUUGAAUACCGUGUCACUGGCCUCACAGCCCUCACCACGUACACCAUUGAAGUGGCAGCCAUGACUUCCAAAGGACAAGGGCUGGUUUCCUCCUCCACCAUUUCCUCUGGAGUUCCACCAGAACUUCCUGGGGCUCCUACCAACCUGGGCAUCUCCAACAUUGGUCCUCGCUCAGUCACACUUCAGUUCCGUCCUGGUUAUGAUGGCAAGACAUCUAUUUCCAGGUGGCAGGUAGAGGCUCAGGUGGGUCAGACUGGUGAGAGUGAAGAAUGGGCCCUCAUCCACCAGUUGUCUAAUGAGCCAGAUGCCCGUUCCAUGGAAGUGCCCAAUCUCAAUCCCUACACAUACUACAGCUUCCGCAUGCGACAGGUGAACAUCGUAGGCACAAGCCCACCCAGCCUGCCUUCCCGCAGGAUCCAGACAUUGCAGGCCCCACCUGACAUAGCUCCUGCCAAUAUUACACUGCGAACAGCCAGCGAAACCAGCCUCUGGCUGCGAUGGAUGCCCCUCCCAGAGAUAGAGUACAAUGGCAGCCCAGAGUCUGUGGGCUACCGGUUGCGCUAUUCACGCUUAGACGGCCGGAGCCGCACAAUGACCAACACCAUCCAUGACCGCAUGGAGCGUGAAUUCACCAUUGAGGACCUGGAAGAAUGGACUGAGUACCGACUGCAGGUGCAAGCCUUCAAUGCCAUUGGGCCCGGGCCAUGGAGUCAGACCGUGGUGGGGCGAACCCGGGAGUCAGUUCCUUCAUCAGGACCCACCAAUAUCUCAGCCCUGGCAACUACAUCCACCUCCAUGCUGGUGCGAUGGAAUGACAUUCCCGAAGGUGACCGAAAUGGACUUGUACUAGGCUACAAGGUUAUGUAUAAAGAGAAGGAUUCAGAUGCCAGGGCCCAGUUCUGGUUGGUGGAAGGCAAUGCCUCACGGAGUGCCCAGCUGACAGGCUUGGGCAAGUAUGUCCUCUAUGAGAUCCGGGUGCUGGCUUUCACCCGCAUCGGUGAUGGUGUGCCCAGUAAUCCACCCAUUCUUGAGCGCACACUGGAUGAUGUGCCUGGACCCCCAGUUGGCAUUCUUUUCCCUGAAGUUAGAACAACUUCUGUACGGCUAAUCUGGCAGCCACCAGCUGCUCCAAAUGGUAUAAUUCUAGCUUACCAGAUCACCCAUCGCCUCAACACCACAACUGCCAAUUCAGCCAAUGUGGAGGUCCUCAACCCCAGUGCUCGCCAGUUUACUGCUACUGGUCUUAAGCCUGAGUCCACAUACCUCUUCCGUAUCACAGCACAGACCCGAAAGGGUUGGGGUGAAGCAGCAGAGGCACUGGUGGUCACUACAGAGAAGAGAGACCGUCCCCAACCUCCCAGCAAGCCAGUUGUAUUGCAGGAAGAUGUCAAGGCAAGGAAUGUGCUACUAUCAUGGGAGCCAGGCAGUGAUGGGCUCUCCCCAGUCCGGUAUUACACUGUGCAAACACGGGAACUCCCUGAUGGGAAAUGGUUGUUGCAUUCUGCCUCUGUCAACCACAACACAACAUCCUUCAUAGUUAACAGGCUGAAGCCUUUCACCACCUACAAAUUCCGAGUCAAGGCAACCAAUGACAUUGGUGACAGCGAGUACAGUGAAGAGUCAGAGUCACUCACCACUCUACAGGCUGCCCCAGAAGAAGCUCCCAUCAUCUUGUCAGUGACUCCUCACACGACCACAUCCGUCUUGAUCCGCUGGCAGGCUCCAUCUGAGGACAAAAUCAAUGGCAUCCUGCUUGGCUUCCGUAUCCGCUAUCGGGAGCUGGCUUAUGAAGGGGUGAGAGGUUUCACUGCACGCAGUAUUGGCAAUCCCAAUGCAAGAUGGACAGAGCUGACCUCAACAUAUGCCAUGAAGAACUUGACAGAGGCCUCCCUCACACAGUAUGAGCUGGACAAUCUAAACAAGCAUCGCCGCUAUGAGAUUCGAAUGAGUGUCUACAAUGCUGUGGGUGAGGGACCCACCAGUUCACCACAGGAGGUGUUUGUUGGGGAGGCUGUUCCCACAGCUGCACCACAAAAUGUUGCCAUCCAAAGUGCUACAGCCAUCCAGCUUGACAUCACAUGGGAGCCUCCACCUCCUGAGGCACAGAAUGGAGAUGUCCAAGGCUACAAGAUCUAUUUCUGGGAGGCCCAGCGGCAGAAUGAAACCGAAAAAGUGAAAACUCUCUUCCUACCAGAGAAUAGUGUCAAACUAAAGAAUCUUACUGGCUACACUGCCUAUCUUGUCAGCAUCCUGGCCUUCAAUGCUGCGGGUGAUGGGCCCCGCAGUCCACCUAUCAAGGCCAGGACCCAGCAAGCAGCCCCCAGCUCCCCAGGCUCAAUCAAGUUCAGUGAACUCACCACCACCUCCGUAAAUGUGUCCUGGGAGCCACCAGUUUUCCCCAAUGGAAUCCUUGAAGGCUACCGUCUUAUCUAUGAGCCCUGUAUGCCUGUGGAUGGUGUCAGCAAGAUUGUUACAGUGGAUGUGAAAGCCAACAGCCCCCUGUGGCUGAAAGUGAAGGAUCUGGCGGAAGGCGUCACUUAUCGGUUUCGAAUCCGAGCCAAGACCUUCACUUAUGGGCCAGAAGUGGAAGCCAACAUCACAACAGGACCAGGGGAAGGUGCUCCAGGUCCACCAGGUGAGCCCUUCAUUUCCAGGUAUGGCUCAGCCAUCACCAUCCACUGGUCAAGUGGUGACCCAGGCAAAGGACCAAUCACCCGAUAUGUUAUCGAGGCACGUCCUUCAGAUGAGGGGCUCUGGGACAUUCUCAUAAAGGAUAUUCCCAAGGAAGUGACCUCAUAUACCUUCAGCAUGGACAUUUUAAAGCAGGGUGUUAGCUAUGAUUUCCGGGUCAUUGCUGUUAAUGACUAUGGCUAUGGGACACCCAGCGCUCCUUCCCCAUCAGUGUCAGCUCAGAAAGCAAAUCCCUUCUAUGAAGAGUGGUGGUUCCUGGUGGUCAUUGCUUUGGUAGGACUCAUCUUCAUUCUCCUACUGGUCUUUGUCCUUAUAAUCCGUGGACAGAGCAAGAAGUAUGCUAAGAAGUCAGACUCAGGGAGCAACUCCAAGACAAAUGCACUUGGCCAUGGUGAGAUGGUCAGUCUAGAUGAGAGCAGUUUUCCUGCGCUGGAACUGAACAAUCGGCGUCUGUCAGUGAAAAACUCUUUCUGCAGGAAAAAUGGAAUAUAUACAAGGUCCCCACCAAGGCCUAGUCCUGGUUCUCUGCAUUACUCAGAUGAAGAUGUUACUAAGUACAAUGACCUAAUUCCAGCUGAGAGCAGUAGCCUUACAGAAAAGCCUUCAGAGAUCUCUGAUUCACAGGGAAGUGACAGUGAGUAUGAAGUGGACCAGAACCAACAGAAAGCCCAUUCUUUUGUCAACCAUUACAUCAGUGACCCAACUUACUACAACUCAUGGAGGCGUCAACAGAAGGGCAUUUCACGAGCUCAAGCCUACAGCUACACAGAGAGUGACCCUGGUGACCCUGACCAUUGCCCAAUAUCCAACAGCACCAGCACCCAGCAGGGCAGCCUCUUCCGACCCAAACCCAGUAGGACUCCAACCCCACAAACUCCAGUCAAUCCUCCCAGCCAGCAGAGCACCCUUUACCGCCCCCCCAGUAGCCUUGCCCCUGGGUCCAGAGCUCCUAUUGCUGGGUUUUCUUCUUUUGUUUGACAUUUCUAAAGGAAAGAAGAAAAAAAGAGAAAAUGGUUAAGAAGAUAAAAUCAUGGAUUUAAUAAUAAUAACAAUAAUGAAGAACAUUUUGGUCCAGAAUUAUUAUUUUUAAGAGGCGAUGAGAAGAUCAUGUGGGAGACAAUCAGUCAUAGCUGAGUUUGGAAUCAUUGACUGCUGCUGCUUCUAGUCUUGCACAGUGCUCUUCAAAAACUACCUGUCUGAAAAUGGUACACCUGGAGCAAGACAGGAGACAAGCCUGUUUUAGGAAGGAAGGAUGGAUGGAUGGCAACAGGGUAAAAGACUGGGAAUCCCAAAGCUAAGACAGCAUUUGGUGUCGCAGACCACCUCCUUGCAGAUCAACUUUCCAGACAGAAAAAGUAAUGGUGAACUGACAUUUCUCAGAAUAGUCUCUUUGGGUUUUAUUUCUUUUUUUUCUUUCUCCAACCAAAGCUUUCCUCGGAGGGGAACGGGUUAGGGCUCUGCAAGCAGUAAACAUGAGUCAGCUGGAUUGCCACAACCAGUGGUGCUUAAUGCAGUAUCUGCUAGCAUGUGUGCAAAAGGCUAGCUAAUAGGAACACACUCCAAGUGGCUAGCAACUGGCCAGUGAGAGACUGUCAAGACUUAGCCAUUGCUAUGUCAUGAUGGCAUUGAGUGCUGAGGAGCUGGAAUAGCACUGAAGAGAAUCCCAAUCUCUGAGGCUAGUUGAAGGAACUAUAGAGGUUUAAGAUGGGACAACAGCAUCUCUGACAUUCAUUUUUGCCUCCAGUUUGUGCUUCCACUCACAGUUGGAACAUUUGCAGAAAUUAACCAAACUGAAUGGUGCUGACUAAAUAAAGUGUGGUUUCUUUUAAUGUAUUUUCAGGUGAGGAUAUGAGACUACAUUUGAGAAUGGUUGGGAGGAAGAUGUAGAGUUCAAACUGUUGUUUGGCAAAGUGAUGCACUAUCAGUAUCACCUCAGUAGAAAGUGUCCUCCCUAUAGCUUUGCGGGAGAACUGAGCACCUGCUGCCAAACCAAGCCACAAGGCAAAACCCACCCCACAUGGUUGGAUAGUCUCUCAGCACCCUGUUUUCUUCUCAGUUCCUUUCCCCCCCAUUCACUUCAUUGGACAGGGAGAGAGGAAGAAAAGGGGGAAGCCCCAAUCCAAUUCAAGUGCAAUUUGAGGGGGGUGUUCAGGGACAAGAUAUAAACUUGACAAUAUAAAUGCUGCACAGCCUCUUGGUACUGGCGUUAGAAUGGAUAACCUCAGCAGGCUGUACCUCAGCCCCACUGCAGCGUUUUCUCUCCUCCUCCUGGUAUCAAAAUUAACAUUCUCUUCAGUUCCAUAGAAAAGGAGAGUUUGUCCCCAGUUCCCCUUUUAUAUCAUUGUUUUAAUUAUUCACAGCCCACAACACAUGAAGGAGAGGGAAUGGGAUCUGGGCGGGCGGUAAGAUGGAUUCAAAGUGGCAGCCCCCUCCUCUCCAUUUUUUUGUUUGUUUGUUUGUUUUGAGUUCUAUUUUAGCACAAGGUUAUGGGGGAGGUAUGUGGAAAGUUUUUUUGUUUUCUUUUGUUUUCUUUUGGCCUGGCAGACCAUGAAUACACAUACACACAGAGUGCCUACAGAGCCCCAAGAUCUGCGGUGGCCAUCUUCUCCCCUCCAGCAGGGUCAUGGGUUAGAGCAAAAGGCAAGCCCAGGAACAGUGAGAGGGAAGAGGGGAGGAAAGGAAAAUGGGAGCAUCCUGCUCUAACUGGGUUACCUUCUUUCCUGGAAGUGCUAGGGACAUAGCGAGGUCCAUUACGAACCCCUCACCUCACCCCAUGCCUUUAUUUGCACAUUGUUUUCAAAGCCUGGUUUACAAAGGAUUGAGCCUGGCACAUAGGGUCCUUUUAAUAAAGAAUCAAAAUGCAAUUUGAA